GCUGGAGGCUGGAGGCACCUGGGGAGGCACCUGGGGCGCCAGCUGCGCUGCGCGUCCCGCGUACCGUUCCCUCGGUGGAGAUGCCUAGCCGGGGCACACGCCCGGAGGACGGCGCCGGGCUGGUCCCUACCGACGACUCAGCCCCUCACAAAGAGGAUCUUAGCAACAAGAUUAAAGAACAAAAAAUUGUUGUGGAUGAACUUUCUAACCUGAAGAAGAACAGGAAAGUAUAUAGGCAGCAACAGAACAGCAACAUAUUCUUUCUUGCAGACCGAACAGAAAUGCUUUCUGAAAGCAAAAAUAUAUUAGAUGAGCUGAAAAAAGAAUACCAAGAAAUAGAAAACUCAGAGAAGACCAAAAUCAAGAAAUAGUCAACUUGUUUU
This is a messenger RNA of Diceros bicornis minor, 383 nucleotides long. RefSeq names its product ASNSD1 upstream open reading frame (gene ASDURF). The transcript is spliced from 4 exons. The coding region runs from base 81 to 371 and encodes 96 amino acids. The record is from RefSeq and is a predicted model, not a curated record. Lineage: Eukaryota; Metazoa; Chordata; Mammalia; Perissodactyla; Rhinocerotidae.